AUUAACAGUAAUAACCAUGUGAUGAGUUCCAGACUUUCCUAGCUGAAUGCGGAGACAAACUCAUGAAGGAUAAAGAGUUGCAUUAUUGUUUUCCAAUUUGAGCUGUGCCCAUUCUUUAUAUGGAAGUGGAAGCAUCCAAUUUAUUUCUCUGCUCCCCUGCAAUCGCAAAGGACCUCCAUUCAGCAAUAGAUUAGUGUAAAACUGGGCCACUCUUGCUUCUUCUGCGCUUUAUGCCAACAUAAACCUCUUUUGCUGAAGUAAUCCUUUUAUCACAAAUGCUCUUUUCUUCUCUAUAUAUUCACUCACUUUGCUUUCUUCCAACUCACAUACUCUCUCUUCGACAUGGGAAUCAUGCCAUGCCACUCAAAUUGUGAUUGUCAAUCUCACUCUGCCCGCUUCCAGUCAGACUUAUCUACACCGUCCCUUACUUGUCAGCGAAGUCUCCACUCAGUUCCUUCCCUCACCUCACAAACCCACCAGAGAUUAAGCAAUGUUUCCAUCAUCCAUUAUCACUGCCUCACCACUCUAAAAGGCCACAAUUCCUAUGUAUCCUCCAUCACCCUUGCUGGGAAAUUCUUAUACGUGGGCUCUUCUGACAGAGAAAUCCGCUCGUGGGAUUGUAAUCCUCUAACUUCACAACUUGAUCAAGAGAUUAUAAACAACAACAAAGUAGCUGUUGGCAAGGGCGCGGUGAAGUCCCUAGUUGUGUUAGCGGACAAGCUAUUUAGUGCUCAUCAAGAUCAUAAAAUUCGGGUGUGGAAAAUCAAUAACCAAGAACAUGAUCAUCAGCAAAAGUACACUCGUUUGGCCACAUUACCAACACUCGGUGACCGCGCUUUCAAGCUACUGAUGCCCAAGAAUCAUGUACAAAUCCGGAGACACAAGACAUCUACUUGGGUCCAUCAUGUUGACACAGUGUCAGCCCUUGCCUUAACAACCGAUGGGACUCUUCUCUACUCAGUUUCAUGGGAUCGGACCAUCAAAAUUUGGCGAACGUCCGAUUUCAAGUGCCUGGAGUCAAUUACAAACGCUCAUGAUGAUGCAAUAAACGCAGUGGCAUUAUCCGACGGACAUGUUUAUACCGGAUCAGCUGACAAGAAAAUCAAAGUGUGGAGAAAAAACAAUGGAGAAAAGAAACAUUCUCUAGUUUCAACUCUGGAGAAACACAACUCAGGAAUCAAUGCCUUGGCGCUGAGCACUGACGGGUUUGUGUUGUACUCAGGUGCAUGUGACAGAUCGAUACUGGUUUGGGAGAAAGACGAGAGUGGCAACAUGGAGCUCGCAGGAGCCUUGAGGGGCCAUACGAAAUCCAUAUUGUGCAUUAGUGUGGUUUCUGAUUUGGUGUUGAGUGGUUCUGCGGAUAAAACCAUUAGAAUUUGGAGAGGAAUUGAUAGAAAUUACUCUUGCCUGGCAGUUCUGGAAGGUCACAAAGGCCCUGUCAAAUGUUUGACUGCAGCCACUGAUCAGUAUUAUAAUCACUCUGAUACUACUUAUCUUGUUUACAGUGGAAGUUUAGACUGUGACAUCAAGGUAUGGAAGAUUUUUGUUCCUCUCCAUUAA
Messenger RNA from Pistacia vera, 1560 nucleotides. RefSeq names its product protein JINGUBANG-like. Gene Ontology annotation, molecular function: protein binding. Lineage: Eukaryota; Viridiplantae; Streptophyta; Magnoliopsida; Sapindales; Anacardiaceae. The record is from RefSeq and is a predicted model, not a curated record. The transcript has a single exon. Bases 343 to 1560 code for a protein of 405 amino acids.